Molecule: messenger RNA, 456 nt
Organism: Medioppia subpectinata
Lineage: Eukaryota; Metazoa; Arthropoda; Arachnida; Sarcoptiformes; Oppiidae
Source: the annotation of a GenBank genome assembly
CAGAACGAGAUAAUUAGCCGACGUUUUUCGCGAUCAAACUCACUAAACAGUGGUUGCCUUCCCGGACAACUGCCCAAAUUUUACUACCCAUUGGGUCGGCCCUAUUCGUCACAUGAGGUCGAGACACAGAUACGUAAAAUAACGGCCGUUUUUGACCGCUUUCCGGCCAGAAUUGUUGGCCGCAAAGAGUUGGGAGCGAUACUCAAAAUAGUCGGUUUACCCCUCUAUUGGAAAGAACCCGUGUUUAGAGCUGUGAAUAACUCAAACAUUAAUAUUAAUAACAAUAAUAAUAAUAUAAAUAAUGGUAAUGGAAAUGGAAAGAAGGAUGUCAUCAGUUGCGAGGCUUUCGUCGACUAUUGGAAAAAAGUGAUAUCGACGUGUUAUGACAACGCGUCGCGUUUUGUCAAAAUCCUGACUUCGGGUCAACGAAACUAUCUGUUGCCCGAAGACUUCGGA